ACGAGGAGUGGUGUUUACGUAAAGAAAUGCGUCAUGGAUUAAUUGAAAUUAAUGGAAAGUGAGGUAAUUUUCCGGGUUUUAAAGUGACGUUUUAGAUACAAGAAACUCUUCAGAUUCCUCGGAAAGUCAGCGAGAAAGCAGGAGAGUGAAAGUGAUUUUUUUCAAAUACAGAGGAAUGUUUAUCAUCCUUGUGAGGAUCCGAGUGCCUGCUUCCUUCCCUACGCCACCGCGAAGGUUGAAGAGUUAGCGUUGCAUUUCACUAGAAUUCAGUAAGCUAUAGUCACAUGCCCAAAGACAAUAUGCCGUUAAAAUUGAACGACACCGAACGAAGCAUUCUAAAAACUGAACGCUGUUGGAAGGUUGUCAUUGCAUUAUGUAUGAUCAUAUCAGCCAAUUCAAAUGCUCACCCGUUGCUGGAUAUAAGGAAUUCUGAGGAUGCUCACGGAUCUGCCGAGGUUAAAUACGACUUCAACUGGUCCAUCAGUCACGAAUCCCACAACAGCGAUGAGGAGGACCCGGGAGGGGAUCAAUCUCUGGAAUUCGGCCACCAAGAAACGCGUCUCGGCGACCUCACGAAAGGGUCGUACUUCCUCCAGCUCCCGGGGAACAGACUCGUGACCGUGGAAUACUUCGUUCGCGGGGAUUCGGGAUUCGUGGCUCGUGUCGAGAUCGUGUCGAACGAGUCGGGUGAAUCUGGAGAAGAAGAAGAAGAAGAAGAAGAAGAAGAGUGACUGAUGUUUGUUUUGAUUCUUCUUCUUCUUGCGAAUAUCUGUCAAGAGGUUCAGGCAAUCUUAUGUCACAAAAGGGAAUCUGGAGAGGAAGAAGAAGAAGAAGAAGAAUAAGAAGAAGAAGAAGAAGAAGAAGAAGAAGUGGUAAAAGAAGAAGAGGGACGCCAGAAACCAGAGUAAUAGCGUGAAGUGAAAGUGACUCCUGUUAGUUUUGGGUUCUUCUUGCAAAUAGUUCUUGAGAUUUUAAGGCAAAUAUAUUGAACAAGUAUUUUUUUUUUCAUUGAAAAAAGAAACAUUACAUUUUUAAAUAAAUCUACUUCACCUUCACUAUGAAGUGCAUAUGUCAGCCCCAAAAUAUUAUCUGGGAUCCAAUGAGGCCUGAAGCCGCUAGAAAUUAACUGUAAUCAGAAAAUACCUUAAUGAGAGUAAAAAAGUUACGUGAUAUGAAACAAAUACACAAAUUUUAGUAGAACUCAAACCUUUAGUACGCGAAGGUAGACUUAGAAACAUCUUUUUUAGAACUUCCAUAAUUCUAUAUAUAUAUAUAUAUUUUUUUUUUUUUUUUUGGGGGGGGUCCCUCCUAGUCCUCCAAUUUGACUGGGUGGUAUUAUAGUGUGGGGUUCCGGGUUGCAUCCUGUCUCCUUAGGAGUCCAUCACUUUUCUCACUAUGUGUGCUGUUUCUAGGAGCACAUACUUCUCCAUAAGUCCUGGAGCUACAUUGGCAUCUAGUUUUUCCAGGUUCCUUUUCAAGGAUCUUGGGAUCGUGCCUAGUGUUCCUAUGAUUAUGGGUACAAUUUCCACUGCCAUAUCCCAUAUCCUUCUUAUCUCUAUUUUCAGGUUCUGAUACUUAUCAGUCUUUCCUCUCUUUUUCUCUUCUAUUCUGGUGUCCCAUGGUAUUGCGACAUCAAUGAGUGAUAUUUUCUUCUUGAUUUUGUCAACCAACAUCACUUCUGUUCUAUUGGCAUAUUCUGAUACCAUAGCCUCAGAGGAUCUUUUCUUAAUCGUUUUCUAUUACUCCUUCAAGUUGGUGCUCGUACCACUUAUUACUGCAAGGUGGUGUUUCUUGCACGGGCUCCAGUGGAUGGCUUUUGCUACCGAAUCAUGCCUCUUUUUGUACUGGUUCUAUGCAAGUGCUGGACAUUCACUUCUUAUGUGGUUUAUGGUCUCGUUUUUCAUAUUACACUUCCUGCAUAUGGGUGAGAUGUUAUUCCCAUAUAUCGUUCUUUGGAUAUAUUCUUUCCUGAUCGUGUCCUUCAUCUCUUGGUGUUUUACAUUCUCUCCCUCUAUUAUUCCCAGGUAUUUGUAUCCUGUCUCAUCUAUGUGUUUGAUGCUAUUCCCAUCUGGUAGCUUCAUCUCUCCAGUCCUUGUUACUUUACCUUUUUGUAUGUUGACCAUGGCACAUUUUUCUAUUCCAAACUCCAUCCUGAUGUCCCCAGAUACAAUUUUUACAGUCUGGAUUAGAUUAUCUAUUUCCUUGAUGCUCAUACCAUACCACUUGAAGUCAUCCACGAACAUCAGAUGCUUAAUUCUGUUCUUGAGUUGGUACCCAACAUCCAUCUUCUGUAGUACUUUUGUCAUGGGAAUCAUGGCUACUACGAAGAGUAGUGGGGACAGUGAGUCGCCUUGAAAGAUCCCUCUCCUGAUGUUAACCUCUCCUAUUCUUAUCCCAGAACUUGUAAGUACUGUAUUCCAGUUGCACAUUGUGUUUUUAAGGAAGCUGAUGGUGUUUUCCUCUGCCCCAUACAUUUUCAAGCAUUCUAUUAGCCAUGGAUGUGGUAUCAUGUCGAAGGCUUUCUUGUAGUCAAUCCAUGCCAUGCUUAGGUUGAUUUUCCUUUUCUUACUGUUCUUCAUCACCAUUUUGUCUAUCAGGAGCUGGUCUUUUGUUCCCCUACACUUCCUUCUGUAUCCUUUCUGUUGGUGGAGGAUGGUAUUUGUAUCCACUAGGUAGCUGUAUAGCCUUUCACUGAUGAUACCUGUUAGUAACUUCCACAUUUCUGGUAGGUAGGUGAUAGGCCUGUAGUUACUGACUAUAUUUCCCUUGCUCUUGUCUUUCUGUACUAAUGAUGUUCUCCCUGUGGUCAUCCAUUUUGGGCGCAUGGUGGUUUGUGAUACAAUGCUGGAGUUGUUCUGCUAUUCAUGGGUGUAGGACUUUGAAGUUUUUGAGCCAGUAUCCAUGGACUUCAUCGGGACCUGGGGUUUUCCAGUUGGGCAUUUUCUUUAGUUGGUGUCUGAUUGUGUCUGUCGUGAUCUCGGUGAAUAUUUGUUUAUUCUUCCCAUUUCUUCUGCCUUAUUAUUAUUAUUAUUAUUAUUAUUAUUAUUUAUUAUUAUUAUUAUUAUUAUUAUUAUUAUUAUAGAACAUAACAAGAAACACAGAACGAAAUCACUUAUUAGUAAAGAAAAUAGAUAAAUUAGCAAAUUAAUAAAUAAAUAGAUAAAAAAAAUUUAAAAACUAUUAAAAUACAAGGCGUACUGUUUCAGGUAGUAAUGCAUUGCAUUUAACCUUGAACUCUUGAGGUUAUAUGUGCAUAGAAAUAAGUGUACCUUGGCAGAAAUGUGUUAUUGAUUCCCCGUCUCUUUGGUUAGCUUAUAACCUAUGACACGAUACUCCUGUAUUAACAUUCUAGCGAAGGAAUAUCUUAUCAAAACACAAACGUAGGUACAUACAUACUCAAACAACACAGAAUUAAGGAAUGAGGAAAAUCUUUUCAUCCUUUGCUGAAAGACGAGACCUUUGUCUAAGAAUUUUUACAUCAAAACCGACAUUUGCAUAUUCCGUUACUUGUUCUUUGUUUUCAUUAAUCAGCGUCAUAAACUCGUCCUUGAAUACGCGGGAAUUCGAAAAACAACACCACCUCCUCUUGGUAUAUAUAGAGGAUUACGAGUCAGUAAGCAGACGCCGAUCGUACGGAGAUGAACACCAAGAUUCUUAUCUUCCUGGGUCUCGUAGCAGCGGCCGUCGCUGUAUCGCGGCUGGGCGAUGUCGUAGAGGGAUCAUCCAAAACACAUCGCGACUAUGGAGACCCGAAGUACAGCUUUAGCUGGGAAGUCAGCGACGAGUCCUCCGAGAACGACUUCGGACACGAGGAAUCCCGCGAGGGAGACGACACUGAGGGAUCCUACUACGUCAGGCUUCCCGACGGGCGCUUCCAGACCGUCAAGUAUUACGUCAGUGGAGACUCAGGCUACGUGGCCGAGGUUACGUACGAAUCGGGUGAAUCUUCAGAAGAAUUUGGAAGAGACUAAAAGUGUGUGCUUACCAAGAAAGGCAGCAGGAAGCUCGCAGAAGAUUGGAUCAAAAGAAACCUGUUAGAAAUGGAGGAAGCCUUGCGCGGCACACUGUAGACGUUGAUUUAGGGCUUUUGGGUCGAGGUGUAUUGCUUCCCGCUUUUUACUGCUCGGAGAUUCAUUUUUUUCUUCCAUUUAACUGUUCAACUUCUGUAAUUUUCCAUAAAUGUUCACAUCAGAAUUUAUCUUAGGAAGAAUUUUCUCUAUUUUUCUGAUAGUUCGUUUUUCAUAAUCAGCCAGACUGCUAAGAAAUUGCUCUAUAUUCAUGGCGUUAAUCUGGUAUUUUGAAUAUCAAGAUCUGGUAUUUCUCUGGUAUUAUCAAUACUAAUAUAUGGUAUAUAUAUUUUUAA
Molecule: messenger RNA, 4363 nt
Organism: Macrobrachium nipponense
Lineage: Eukaryota; Metazoa; Arthropoda; Malacostraca; Decapoda; Palaemonidae
Product: pro-resilin-like
Exons: 5
Coding region: 285-731 (148 amino acids)
Cellular component (GO): extracellular matrix
Source: RefSeq, a predicted model, not a curated record